UGCCCUCCCAUUCAUAAAAUAGCCAUUUUCCCAGGCAGCGGCUGUUGCGGCACGGCGGCGGAGCGGGGCAGCCGCUGACAGCGGCGCUCGCAGGUCCCUGCCGCGGGCCCCGGCCGGGCGAUGGUGCUGGGCGCGCUGCUGCCGGACACUUACGAGCAGAUUUCUCACCAGUAAUCAGGCUGCUUCAUCAAUGGAGCCCCGGAUUCCCCACAACAUCACCGUUGUCCCGAAUUCUGUGAUGGUCCAGCCCUUGCUGGACAGUCGGAUCCCCUAUGGGAGGCUGCAGCACCCGCUCACCAUCCUGCCCAUCGACCAAAUGAAGACGACCCACAUAGAGAACGACUACACCGACAACCCCGCCGCUUCCCAGCUGGCAGCCCAGAAGCGCCCCCGGGGCCCCCAUGAACUGGUCCUGACCAACCCGCACCUGCAGCGGUGCGAGCAGGACGUCACCCACCCCUGGAUCUCGUUCAGCGGGCGCCCCAGCUCCAUCAGCAGCAGCAGCAGCACGUCUUCAGACCAAAGGCUCUUGGACCACAUGGCCCCCGUGCCCGUGGCCGAGCAGUCCUCGCCCCGAGCGGUUCGCAUCCAGCCCAAGGCGAUUAACUGCAAACCCCUGGACCUGAAGGGGCCCGUGUCUCAGGAACUGGACAAGCACUUUCUCCUGUGCGAAGCCUGUGGGAAAUGCAAGUGCAAGGAGUGCGCGCUGCCCCGGACUCUGCCGUCCUGCUGGGUGUGCAACCAAGAGUGCCUCUGCUCGGCACAGAACCUGGUCAACUACUCCACCUGCAUGUGUCUCGUCAAGGGCAUCUUCUACCACUGCACCAACGAGGACGACGAGGGCACGUGCGCUGACCACCCCUGCUCCUGCUCCCACUCCAACUGCUGCGCCCGCUGGUCCUUCAUGAGCGCCCUCUCCCUGGUGCUGCCCUGCUUGCUCUGCUACCUGCCCGCCACCGGCUGCGUCAAGCUGUCCCAGCGAUGCUACGACCAAGUGAGCCGGCCCGGAUGCAGAUGCAAAAACACAAACAGUGUCAUUUGCAAGGCGCUGCCGGAGAGCAAAGCCAGCAGGCCAGAGAAGCCUUUUUGAUAAUUCGGGAAGACGGGAGUGGGGGGGGGAUGCACCCCACGGGUGGAGCUCUGUCUUUUUCAUAACCUGUGUUCUGAGGAUAGCGUCAGCCUUUUGCCUUCGGAGAAAGCAAGAAGCAAAUAUUUCCACAAACUGAAGCACUUUGGGUCAUUCAGGGUUUCGGAACCGGUCAGAAUCCAACUAGAUGGGGCCAAAGGAGGAAUCUCAAUCAUUUGGAGUGAAGGCUGAAAACCCACGUCCAUCACUAAGUCCAGCUGCUUACCGACUCCUGGUUCGGCCAGCCACCCACCACAGGAACCACGAGCUGCUCACUGGGCAGGCUCCAGCACAAGCAAUACCAUUCCCGUUGGCAGAGAGCUGCCCUGGGUUCACCUUCAGCGUGGGGCUCCACUUUUCACUCCCUCUCCGACCUCCAAUUUGCUACCAGCAGCCUGCUGGGGGUGGCGGCUUCGCUCCCGCCUCCCUUCUCCCCACCUGCUCGCCGUUAGGAGGGCCAGCUGCACACAGCGAGUUUCCCUAAUGCUUUCUGUGUCCCUCAGAGGGUUGGAGCCAGAAGUCAACACGCAGUUUGUCCACGCUAGGGUCUCGUAGCAUCUCGGCGUGUUGCUCCGGUUGGUGCCCACGUACCUGGGGGCUGUACAAGCAGAAGGCCGGCGGGGCUCCGCACGUCGUGCCAACAUCGUGCUGCUCUGCCCGUCAGUUAGCUGCUGCAGCAGGCUUCGGCCAGGGUUUAUUGAUUUUAAUCAACAGUACAAACCUCCUGCAAAAGGGUUUCCUUCAGAUCCCAUCCACCACGUGUGCUUGCUCCCCAGAUGCUGGAGCGAGGGCGAUUUCAGCGUAAUCCAUGAAGCUGAGAUGUUCAGUGUUGGUUUGUUUCUCUGAAGCUCUCGAGCUACGUUAAGAUGUCACAUAAACCUAAGUGUAGGAUACACGUAGACGUAUUUUUAUAAGGAUAUCAACCCAGUACCUCCUCUCCUGGAACAAGCUCUUCUUUGCUCAUUAAAUAUUAAGAUUAUUAUUUUUUCCAUCCCGGGAAGAAUGGCAUCUGCUUGAAUUACAUCCCAUGCCCCCAUUUCUAUUGCUGCUGUUCUACUUUUGCCUCCUCUGUACAAAAAUGUCUUUUCAAGUGUAGAGAAUGCUUUUAAUGUUUGGUUUGGUGUUAACACGUGCUAGGGAAAGCCAGGGGAGGAAAGGGAGCGUAUUGAAAGAAUUUGCCCGUGGUCUUCAGUAAGUGAAUAUCAUCGGCUCUGUGCACUCAUCCUAGGGCCUGUUCUGCACUCCCCGAAGGUGCAGUAACCCCUUGUUCUUCACAACUCCAAGGUGCUAAAUACAAAUAUUUGUCCAAACAUGCAACACUGUAAUAAGUAGGUUGGUACUUGUUGCAUGCUGAAAGCUGAUCUAGUCUCUCUUUUCUCUUUUUCUUUUUUUUUUUUUUUUUUUUUAACUAGAGGAAAUUUCCUCAGUAAAUGCACAGCAGUGACAGUGAAAUGUCAUCUCUAAUUAGAAAAGCAAUAGGCAGAGCUCAUGUAGCACUUCCAGGAAUCCCAUUUGCUUGGUUGCAAUACAGUUGCUGCGUAGGGGUUGGCAGGAGCGCACUGAUGGGACUUCUGGUGUCUUUUGUUUUAAGAAUUCAUUUACCCUGAAUGACUUGGGGUUUAGUUAGUUAAGUUUAGCUGUAGAUAUUUAUUGAAUGGGAAAUUAAAAAAAAAAAAAAAAAAAAAAGGUUUUAUAUUUAUAACGUGCUAGCGUGUAUGUGAUAAAUCAUAGGAAAAGGGAUACGAUGUCUGUUACCAGAUACCAGUUCCUAUGGUUUAUCCUUGUGCUGAACACAUGGCGACACCAGAAAGAAGGAAGCAGGUGGGGAUCAGGGGUUGUACAUAUUAUCUUGCACAAAUGAGAAGGGAAAAGGGAAAAGGAAAACCAGCCCCCAGUCAGCUGAACUGUUGGUUGAAUGUAUAAGGUAUACGUAUUUAAUAAGAGAAAUCAUUUUCCGAAGACACAAUCUGGCCAGAAAAUGCAGCAGGAGAGGAAGCUGCCUGACGCCCUCCUCUAGUGGCGGUGUACACAGUACCCAAGCGGCCUCCACCUUCAGCUUCGUGCCAUUUCGACCCGCGGCUCUUCGUGGGGAAUCCGUACCGAAAAUCGGCGGCAGCAAACCCCUUUGUGUAGAUGCAUGGUUCCUGCAAGCAAACGCGACGUCGGAGCGGUCGCCCCUGUGCCAGCCUGCAGGCCUCCCACUGCUGUGCCCUUCCUUGUACAUAGCUGUAAACUAUUUCUCUGUUGGUUUCUUUUCCUGUAUAAAUCCUGCCAUGAUGUAAGCCGAUCACUUGCUGGCGGACUGUAACGCGUUCGUGGAUGUGUUAGAGCAGUGGUAAAUGUAGCAGAGUGACUCCCUGACCCUCGGGCUCCCCGCGCCACGGGGCAGCUCGGGGGUGGCAGGAGCUGGCUGGCGCUGCCCCCCCUGCUCCGGGGCCGCGGGGCUUUAU
Molecule: messenger RNA, 3576 nt
Organism: Oxyura jamaicensis (ruddy duck)
Lineage: Eukaryota; Metazoa; Chordata; Aves; Anseriformes; Anatidae
Gene: SPRY4
Product: sprouty RTK signaling antagonist 4
Exons: 2
Coding region: 191-1090 (299 amino acids)
Biological process (GO): negative regulation of MAP kinase activity; negative regulation of Ras protein signal transduction; animal organ development
Cellular component (GO): membrane; cytosol
Source: RefSeq, a predicted model, not a curated record